CUAUUUUUGAAGAGCCACUUAGGAUAGAUCCUUGAUUUUCUUCCUUUGUGGGAUAGUGGGGUAGGAUCGAUCAGACUUGGUCAGUACAUGGUUUACUCAAGAGGUAAGCACAAUUUCUUACCAUAGUGGUCGUAUGGCAAACAUUAUAAAUGAUCUUUUUGAAAUAGUGGGGUUUUAAUUUUUUUAUUUUUCAGAUUUAUUUUGGAUAAAUUAAUAAAUUAUAUAUUAACUUAGUAGAUAAAAAUCAUCCUAUAAUAUAAACAUCAUACAGGUAGAUUAAGGUAGCUACUGAAACAUCUGCUCAAUCCCACACUCUUGUAGUGACCUUGUAUUAUGGCCAUUCGGAAGCUGUGGCUCUUCACUUAGGGUUUUAUGCUUUUGUUAUCAAUUACGUUUUUAUGUACUGUCCAUCAUUUUAAAAAGAUUACUAUGACAAAUUGAAGCUAGAAGAACAGUUAGCUUUUGUCUUGGGGUUUCUAUUGCUGCAAUAAAACACUCUGACCAGAAGGGACUUGGGGAAAAAUAGGUUGAUUAGGUUCACAAAUCCCAAGACACAGUCCGCUAGGGGAAGCCAAGACAGGAACUCAAACCAGACAGGAGCCUGGAGGCAGGAGCUGCUGCAGAGGCCCUGAGGGUGCUGCUCACUGCCUGCUCUGUCUGCUUGCUUCUAGAACUCACCACCCACAAAGGGCUGGGCCCUCCCACAUCAAGUAUGAAUUAAGACAAUGCCCUACAGGCUUGCCUUAGGAGUGCCUACAGGCCACUCUUACGGAAGCUUUUUUUAAAUGGAGGUUCUCUCUUAUAGUGGAAUUUUCAUUGCAAGAGUGGUUACUUCAUCCAACUCUCUGUUGACUAUUAAGUGUCAAAGAAACUCAGGACAGAGGGCUGAGGUGCCUACUUAACAUGGCACAGAGGACUCUGGCUUCAUGUCUCCCUCAGUCCCUACUCACAAGUGGCUGUUACAGAGUCAUCCUGGGUGGCAUGAGGCACCCCCUACCCUAAACCUCUCCAGUCCCAGGCUUCACUCUCUUUUCUCCUGUGGAGCCCAGCUAUUUUAUUUGGCUGUGCACCCUCCUGCUUCUCUUGGCUUCUCUUGGCUCUCGGUUCCUCCCUUGGCUUCCUCCUCUCUCCUCUCUUCUCUUCCUGUCUGCUCUCCCAUCUCUCACUCCUCUCCUGGCCACACUCAGUCUGGACUUUUCUAGAUGCCUCUGGCUGUGCUCUUCCUCAAAGCUACAAUAAAACUUUCUCCUCAACCAUACCUUGGAGUAGUCAUGUCUCAUUUUUCAUUCAUUUAUGAAUUCCCAAAGACAAAGCCCUCCGUGCUCCCCCAAAUUUUCUGAGCCUGUGUUGGAAACAGACUGGUAAAGUUAAUCUUAUGUCCCAGAGCUAUGCCAGAGUAGUUCUGGGCCACCCAGACAUAAUAUAUUUCCUUAUAUUUGUCUCUAGGAAUUCUGUCUUAUUCUUCUAAUUCAAUCAGUUUGUGGCCAUAUAGAAGAGAGUAACUAUUUAAAUGCAUGUGUGUGUUUUCAUUGAGACAUAACGUAGUAAUAGUAGAUUGCAUCUGUGUUAAGUGGCAGGUAGCUAUGUUUUGACAGGUGUAUAUGUCCAUGAAAGUCACCACAAUCAAAAAUACCCAAUAUUUGCAUUGCUACUGGAAGCCCCCUCCUGUCCCUUUGCAUGAUAUUCCUAGGUGAUCUCUGUGUUCUGACAAGGGCCACUCUGCUGUCGGUCACCCCAGGUUAGUUUGCAUGUCUAGAAUUUCACAGCUAUAUAAAUGAAAUUCUAAAAGUGCAUAAUAGAAUGUGCUUUUAUUUUAAAGGUAGUUGUAAUUUCAACAUUACUUUUCCUUUCACUUAGGAAAGCUCUUUUGUACCGUCCACUUUUUAUGGAGGCAUCAUAAAGGAUGUUCGGAAUGAGCCUUAGCCAUUCCAUAAACAUGACUGUUAAGUAGAUAAGGAGACUGUACUUGGGCCAGUUCAGAAGUACACUUGGACUCUAACCCUUGAGGCUUCACAGUGCUUAACGCUGCAUAAAUGAUACAGUGUUGCCAGUUAGCAUUUCAAGUUAGUCCUUAGACUCUGGAGUUAGAAAUAGUUUCUCUUUCUUUCUUUCUUUUUUUGUCGUAACACAAUUUCUUAUUUUUUUUCUAGGAAACACAAAUUAAUGCUAGUUAAUGGUUUUUCACAUGAUUAAAAAUAUUGUUGGCAUUUACAAUUAAAGGGACAAAGGGAUAUUUAUAAAAGUAGUAUGGGAAUUCAUAACACAGUCCCGUUUCACUCCUCCCGGGAGAUGAGGUCUCAUUGUGAAUUUUAAGUGCUCUAGGCUGUUGUAGAUUAGAAAUGGUGAUGACAUCUACAGUUUUGCCUCUUAAUAUAGUUCUUCAAAGUUCCAAGCCACACCCAUGUUCCAGGUUGGCCUUUCUACCUAGGCCAAAUUCUUUUGAGAUUAAGAUCUGUAGUAGUAGGCAGAACAUUUAUUUCAGCAUAGAGCAAGCUGCGUGUCCGACUUUUGCACAUGACCAUCCAAGGACAGGCACGGCUCAAGACAGGUUGGAUUUUCAAGUUUCUGAGUUUGUUUCUCAGGACCCCUGACUGCCAGGCGCUAAGUAAGACCUGAGGAAGCAGAUAUAAAGACUUGAAGUAGCCCUUCCAGUCUAAAGAUGGAAAACAGUACCACCACCAUUUCUCGGGAGGAGCUUGAAGAGCUACAAGAAGCGUUUAAUAAAAUAGAUAUUGACAACAGUGGAUAUGUUAGUGACUAUGAACUUCAGGACCUAUUUAAGGAGGCAAGCCUUCCCCUUCCUGGGUACAAGGUGCGCGAGAUUGUGGAGAAAAUAUUAGUAGUUGCCGACAACAACAAAGAUGGUAAAAUCAGUUUUGAGGAGUUCGUGUCGCUGAUGCAAGAGCUAAAAAGCAAAGAUAUCAGCAAAACGUUUCGAAAAAUAAUUAACAAAAGGGAAGGGAUCACUGCCAUCGGGGGGACGUCAUCCAUCUCCAGCGAGGGCACCCAGCAUUCGUACUCAGAGGAAGAAAAAGUGGCUUUUGUGAACUGGAUAAACAAAGCUCUGGAGAAUGAUGCAGACUGUAGCCACCUCCUACCCAUGAACCCCAACGACGGCAGCCUUUUCAAGUCGCUGGCAGAUGGCAUCCUUCUCUGCAAAAUGAUCAACUUAUCCGAGCCAGAUACGAUUGACGAGAGAGCCAUCAAUAAGAAGAAGCUCACUCCGUUCACGGUGUCGGAAAAUCUGAACCUAGCACUGAACUCUGCCUCGGCCAUCGGUUGCACCGUGGUCAACAUUGGUGCUCAGGACCUCAAGGAAGGAAAGCCUCACUUGGUCUUGGGGCUUCUCUGGCAGAUCAUCAAAGUGGGUCUUUUUGCUGAUAUCGAGAUUUCCAGGAAUGAAGCCUUGAUCGCGUUGCUAAAAGAUGGCGAGGACCUGGAGGAGCUGAUGAAGCUCUCUCCUGAGGAACUGCUGCUCCGAUGGGUGAACUACCAUCUGACCAAUGCGGGCUGGCGCACCAUCAACAACUUCAGCCAGGACAUCAAGGAUUCAAAAGCCUAUUUCCACCUUCUUAAUCAGAUUGCUCCUAAAGGCGACCGAGAUGAUGGGCCUGCCGUAGCCAUUGAUCUUUCAGGAUUUAAUGAGAAAAACGACCUGAAGCGUGCUGGAUUUAUGCUCCAGGAAGCGGAUAAACUUGGCUGCAGACAGUUUGUCACUCCUGCAGAUGUGGUUUCAGGGAACCCUAAGCUAAACUUAGCCUUUGUAGCGAAUCUUUUUAACACAUACCCAUGCCUACACAAGCCUGACAAUAAUGACAUUGAUCUCAACUUACUGGAAGGCGAGAGCAAGGAGGAGAGGACAUUCCGCAACUGGAUGAACUCGCUGGGCGUGAACCCGUACAUCAAUCACCUGUACAGUGACCUUGCAGACGCUUUGGUGAUCUUUCAGCUCUACGAGAUGAUCCGCGUGCCAGUCAACUGGAGCCAGGUGAACAAGCCUCCGUACCCUGCUCUGGGAGGAAACAUGAAGAAGAUUGAAAACUGUAACUACGCGGUGGAGCUUGGGAAGAAUGAGGCCAAGUUCUCUUUGGUUGGCAUCGCCGGGCAGGACUUAAAUGAAGGGAACGCAACACUUACCCUGGCACUGGUGUGGCAGUUGAUGAGAAGAUACACGCUGAAAGUGUUAUCAGACCUUGGAGAAGGUGAAAAAGUCACUGAUGAUAUCAUUAUUAAAUGGGUCAACCAGACCCUUAAAAGUGCAAACAAGAGCACUUCUAUUUCCAGCUUCAAGGAUAAAUCUAUUAGUACAAGUUUGCCUGUCUUAGAUCUAAUAGAUGCCAUUGCACCAAAUGCAGUCCGUCAAGAAAUGAUCAAGAGAGAGCACUUGACUGAUGAGGACAAACUGAACAAUGCUAAAUACGCCAUUUCAGUUGCUCGGAAGAUCGGUGCCCGGAUAUACGCGCUGCCUGACGACCUCGUGGAAGUGAAGCCGAAGAUGGUGAUGACUGUGUUUGCCUGCUUAAUGGGGAAAGGAUUGAACAGACUGAAAUAAUGAAGCGUUUACUGUGAUCUGCCACACUGUACGCACCAAACGUCUCAGUUUACAGAAUUUUGAAAUGUAGUGGGUAUAAAAUCCGAAUAUCUGUAUGCUCAAAAUAGUUCUGUAUCCAGCAAUGAAGAAUAUCUUGUCCAUACCAGUUAGAAUUUGUCAAUCUUUUUUUUUUUUUUUUGGAUAACACAAUUACCUUAACAAUCAAUACCAAUGCAGGAAUGUCUUAUCAAGCUGCUAUUUCAUAAUUAAAUUAUUUUAUUUCCUAAGAGUCUUAACCAAAAUAAGACUAAUCAUUCUUUUUCAUGGCUCAAAAAAGACCUGUAUAAAGUUUUGUCAGGUCCUUCUAUUAAAUGUGUUUGGAUUUUUUUUUUUUUUGAUGUGUUGUUUAAAUUUUGAUUAAAAAAAAAAUGUACCUAAAGUCAUAAUCUCACUUAAUCCUUUUGGUUUUUCUCCCUUUAGCUGUGUAAAGUGAUCUAAAAUUUUCUGUAAAUUUCUAUAUGACAUAAAAAUUUAAAGGGAUAAAUAUAAUCCAUCAACAUUAAACUUUUUUAAUACGAGAACUAACUCUUGAAUAACCCCCACGUUCACUCUCUUGUUUAAGCUGUAGGAGAUUUUUACUUACAGUUUGUUUGUAGCUCCAUUGUUACUUCACAUGUGCUAGUCUGAUAACACAGCUUUGUCUCCAGCAUCACAUGUGCUAGUCUGAUAACACAGCUUUGUCUCCACCAUCAAGCAUAAUACUAUAUGUUGGUAGGAUGUUACACAUAUGUAUUUCUCUAAGUCAUCUGAGUUACCCACCUUUUCUAAAAUGGUAUGUAUUAAGUGGUCAGCCAGCCGUUAAGUAUUUAUUUUGCCCCCACAAUGUGUGUGACACUUUUCAAUUGUGGAUAAUCUGAUCUGUGGAGAUCUGUUUUGCAAAUAUUAAUUCUGAAUGUGAAUAUCGUUAUUUUUCACCUAACUGCUUUCAAAUACUUUUCAGCCAAACAUUGGAUAGAAUGUCCUAACUGACACCAAUCCUAUCCUGCUAGAAUCACAUCACACUUACUACUCUCAGGCUACAGGGAAACCUACAUCACUGGACAUGCCCACCAAAUGGCUUCUGUAGAGAUCUGUGUAUAUAAAAGCUAAUGUCCGUCGUAGUUUUUCAUGGUCUCCUGGAAACAGUUGAGGUUUGUGUUCCUCUUUUCCCCAGAAGUUUUAGCAGUAGAGAAAUUCUGUUGCUCAUAGUUGAAGCCAGGAAUGAGCUCCCCGGCCCUCCACUUUAGUGCCAGUGAGCAAUAGUGCUAUGCAAGGAAAGUGCUGUCACCUCUCUCCGUGUGAAUGGGUUGUCCGCCUCCUCCUUGUCCACUGAUCAGAACAUACAGCAGGAGGGAGAGUGUCUGUGUGUUUAGGGUAGACUUUUAUAAAUGAAGUACUGACAGGUGGGAUUCUGAAAUAUAUUCUUCUACAUGAAAUGUCUUCGCCUUUUAUAUUUUGGUGAUUGUUUUCUUAUAUGAAGACACAAUGCUUCCGCUCCUUUCCUGAGAUUAUUUAAAUCAAACCUCUCUGAUUUUUCCCGCUGUCAUAUUUACUAAAACAAUCUGAAUUACAUGGAAUUUAGCACUUUAAGGUGUUCUUUUUCUCACGAAAUAUAUUUAAUAAAAAUGCUGUGUAUGUAGAA
Molecule: messenger RNA, 6212 nt
Organism: Mus musculus (house mouse)
Lineage: Eukaryota; Metazoa; Chordata; Mammalia; Rodentia; Muridae
Gene: Pls1
Product: plastin 1 (I-isoform)
Exons: 16
Coding region: 2660-4552 (630 amino acids)
Biological process (GO): actin filament bundle assembly; actin cytoskeleton organization
Cellular component (GO): stereocilium; cytoplasm
Molecular function (GO): calcium ion binding; actin filament binding
Source: RefSeq, a predicted model, not a curated record